This is a messenger RNA of Meriones unguiculatus (Mongolian gerbil), 1056 nucleotides long. Its product is annotated as prolactin-7A2-like. The coding region runs from base 1 to 1056 and encodes 351 amino acids. NCBI's taxonomy places the organism in Eukaryota, Metazoa, Chordata, Mammalia, Rodentia, Muridae. Gene Ontology annotation, molecular function: hormone activity; prolactin receptor binding. Gene Ontology annotation, biological process: positive regulation of receptor signaling pathway via JAK-STAT; female pregnancy; mammary gland development. Gene Ontology annotation, cellular component: extracellular region. The transcript has 8 exons. The record is from RefSeq and is a predicted model, not a curated record.
AUGUUGAUAGCAUCUGCAGGCUGCUAUGAUCUAAGAGACUUCCGACAAGGGAGCCCAGUGGAUGCCCCUUUCCUGACGCUCUUGGUGGCAAACCUCCUCCUGUGGGAGAGGAAGGGCUCUGCGCACCUGAAUGCUAGUGAGAGAGCCCUCAGUGAUGAUACCGUCAAGGACCUCUUUGAUUAUGCACCUUCUGACAACAUCACUAAGCUUGCCCUAGACUGCUGCAUGGAAUUUGUAUCAGAUUUGUACAAGAGUAAAUGGAAAUUGCUCAAGUUGUUGAAGAUGGAUGUUCCACAUCCAUUUUUCAGAACCCAGAAAAGAAGCCCUAAAGACCUCGCAGGGGCACUUCUGCUGCUGGUGUCCUGCCUCCUUUUAUGGAAGAAUGUGGCCUCUGUGCCUUUAAGUAGCAAUGAUACUGAUGAUUAUCAAGAACUCCUCAGCGAACUGUUUGAUCAUGCUCAGAAUAUGUCUCAGAAUAUUGGUGUCCUCAACUUGGAACUGCGCAGGGUUUAUACUGUUGGUGACUUCACUGAAAAAUUGUACCACAGAUAUGUGAAUGAGUUUAUUGAGGAUCAGGAGUUUAUAAUAAAGACUCUCACCUGCUGCCACAAAUAUUCCAUGAAAACUCCAGAAAACAUAGAUGAAGCUCAAGAGAUUUCUCUUGAGUACUUUCCAAAUCUGAUACUCAGUAGACUUCAAGCUUGGAAUAAGACUCUGCAGAAGCUACAGACCAUUCUUGGGAGUACUCCAGAUAUACCUAAUGAUGCACUAUCUUUAGCCAAAGACAUCAAAGGGAAAAUGUCAGAACUUUUUGAGGACAGCAAGAAUAUACUCAGCUCGAUUUAUGGAAGAACAGAAAAUGUGGAAUCCACUGACUAUUCUGGUCUUGAAGACUUAAACUCACCUCAUCAAGAGUCACGCUUUUUUGCCAUUUCUAAAUUUUCUUAUUGCUUACGUGUAGAUAUGCAUACAGUUGACAUUUAUCUCCAUCUCUUGAGGUGUGUGGUACUUGUUAAUAAUGAUUGCCGAUCCGUUAAUAUUGAAGAUACUUCAUGA